AAUCACUACAGAAUUCGCCAAAUUAAUGUAAGCUUUAGCUUUGCCGAUAUGUCUUUUUUAAUAAAAUAAUGUGAUAUUCUAAAAAUUUAAGUUAAAAGUGUCUGGCGAAAGAGAUAACAGGUGAAUUAAAAAAAAAAUACUCAAAAAUGCCGGCUACUAUUCACAACAACGUCGUUUCUGGUCCUGAAGAAGUUCUCAUUCCAGGUCAUUUAUCCUAUGGACAAUUUAUAUACGAUAAAUUUAAACAAGCUGAGAAUAAAAUUGCUCUGAUAAGUGCAGAGACGGGAGAGAGUGUUACUUACAAGUAUAUUUUGCAAUGUAGUGUAAAUUUGGCAGAAGCACUCAGAUCACUUGGACUUAAGAAAGGAGAUGUGGUAGCACUGAGCAGUGAGAAUCGCUUUGAAUUUGUUGUAGCGUCUCAUGCUGUGAUCUUUUGUGGUGCUACACUGUCUACUCUCAAUGUCACUUAUACACCAGGGGAAUUGACACACAUAUUACAAAUUAUAAAACCAAAGUUUAUAUUCUCAUCGCCAAUUAUUGCACAAAAUUUAUAUGAUUGUAGCAAAGAUUUAGAAUUUGUUAGAAAUAUUAUAUUAUUUGGAGAGUAUGAUGUUGUGCCAUCGAUAGUCUACAAUGACCUGGUUAAGAAGCAUGUGGAUAUUGAUGACUUUAUGUUGGCCGAUGUCAAUGGAGCUGAUGAUGCUGUAGCCGUGAUGUGCUCCUCGGGUACAACCGGCUUGCCGAAAGCUGUCAUGCUUACACAUGUUAAUUUUCUUACAUUAUCUGCUCAUAUGAAAUAUUACUUAGCAGAAUCUCAAAGGAACAAGAAUCAGGUUGUUAAAACUGGUCUAUCCUUGAUACCAUGGUUCCAUGCAUAUGGCUUCAUUACAACAAUGGCAGUCAUGUGCAUGCAUAUUGAAGUGGUAUUCCUCAUCCGUUUUGAUGAACAACAGUUUUUAGAAACCAUACAAAAAUAUAAGGUUAAUAUGACAACGAUAGUCCCGCCACUAGCAGUAUUUUUAGCCAAGAAUCCUUUAGUCACAAAAUAUGAUCUAAGUUCUCUCACUGAAAUUUGGUGUGGAGCGGCCCCGCUGUCCAGUGACAUACAGAAAAUGGUCUGCCAAAGAAUCGGUAUAGACUUUAUAAAACAAGGUUAUGGUUUAACGGAGGUGACAAUGGCGUGUUGUGUGGACCUAACUAGCGGUGAAAAGAUUGGCUCCUGUGGAACUCCUGCUCCGGGAAUGAAGAUAAAGGUGAUAGAUAUUGACAAUGGUAAGUUAUUACCUGCAAGAGAGAAAGGGGAGUUGUGGAUAAAAUCUCCUUUACGUAUGAAAGGGUACAUGGGGGACCGGGAAGCGAGUGACGCGCUCAUCGAUGCUGAAGGUUACGUGCGGACAGGGGACAUCGGAUAUUACGAUGAAGAUGGAUUCUUCUAUGUCGUUGAUCGACUUAAAGAGCUUAUUAAAUAUAAAGGAUUUCAAGUAGCCCCUGCGGAGCUGGAAGCUCUGCUGCUGCAGCACGAGGGCGUGGCGGAGUGCGGCGUGGUGGGCGCGCCCGACGAGGUGGCGGGCGAGCUGCCCACGGCCUUCGUAGUGCGGCUGCCCGGCUGUGACGUCACACAGGAAGAAAUCAUACAAUACGUAGCCUCAAAGGUGUCUCCAGCAAAACAUUUACGUGGCGGAGUUAUAUUUGUUGACGAUAUACCAAAGAAUGCGUCCGGGAAGAUAUUACGUCGUGAACUUAAGGCGCUGUUACCAAACAAUAUUGCUAAAAGCAAACUGUAGAUAUUAGCAAAAUUAUAGUAUUAAUUCCUAGUCACAAGUGAUUGUGUUUUUUAUAUCAAAACGUUUUUUGUUGAUUUUUCUUGCCGCAGGUAUUGGAUUUUACAAUUUUUACACGUUAAAUGUACCAUUGUAUGGUGAAGGUUUUAGUUUUAACCUCCCCCCUCCCCACUGUUAUAUAUUACAUAAGUAUAAAGUGAUUUAAUAUAACGAAAUUACCUCGUUUUCAAAAAACCUUGAACUUAUUGUUCAUAUCAAAUCGACUCAAGAAUGGCUUUGCAACAUACAGUAAUAAAAAUUGCCAUUUAUUGCUCUCUAGACAACACUCAGAAUCGUCGGUCGCUAAGAACGUAGAUUUGGUAUUAUUUGCAAUAGGAUUCUGUUUUAGGAAGCAUUCUGAGUGUGAUUGCUGAAGAGAUUUAAUCAAAUGACAGUCGUAUGAUAUUUUAUUUUAGAUAACAUUUUUACAUUCCUUGUUAAUUAUUUCGUUUUUGUUGAUGGUGCAAAUAAAAAA
Molecule: messenger RNA, 2295 nt
Organism: Papilio polytes (common Mormon)
Lineage: Eukaryota; Metazoa; Arthropoda; Insecta; Lepidoptera; Papilionidae
Product: 4-coumarate--CoA ligase 1-like
Exons: 10
Coding region: 147-1784 (545 amino acids)
Biological process (GO): long-chain fatty acid metabolic process; fatty-acyl-CoA biosynthetic process
Molecular function (GO): long-chain fatty acid-CoA ligase activity
Source: RefSeq, a predicted model, not a curated record